CAUCUAGGCACCUUCUAGACUUUGCACCACACAUAAUGAUAUAGACAGUCUCUCUGUGAGACACUGACAUUCGUCUCUGCGACGACGGCGUUUGCAUAGCGAGUGGUAUCGGCGGCUGCGACGACGACGGCGUUGGAGUAGUCAGGCGGAGGUUGCGAGAUGGACAUAAUCUCUCAAUUACAGGAACAAACCAAUAAAAUUGCUGCUCUUACCUUCAAUACCUUUGGAACAUUGCAAAGGGAUUCUCCUGCUGUCAAACUUUCUCCAAAUUAUCCAGAACCACCUGCUAACCCUACAGAGGAUGCAGCAAAUUUUGCUGAACAACCCAAGCUCAUGAGUGCAGCUCUGGUUCAAGCUGCGAAGCAGUUUGAUGCAUUAGUUGCAGCACUACCAUUAGCUGAUGGAGGUGAAGAAGCACAGCUCAAAAGGAUUGCAGAACUGCAGGCUGAAAAUGAUACUGUUGGCCAAGAACUCCAGAGACAACUGGAAGCAGCAGAGGAGGAACUAAAGCAGGUCCGCGAAUUGUUCAGCCAAGCUGCAGAUAAUUGCUUGAAUUUGAAGAAACCGGAUUAAAAAUAAGGGAACUGAUCUUCUCUUUGGAACUGGGUGGAGGAAUUCCAGAUCCUGUGGUUCCAGCCAAUCUUCUUAAAUUUCUUGAGAGGGAAAUAGUAUAGGAUUAUGCUUCGUCCUUCCGCCAUUUUUAUUCUCCGUUCCCUGUCCUCUGUACAUGUUAAAAGAAUGCUGGCUGUUAUCUCUUUCCCUUUCCUGGUCCUAUUGUGUGACAGCUUCAGUAUUUAUACAGAUAUAUAGAGUUGCCCGUUAAUGUUCAAAGUUUCUGUUU
This is a messenger RNA of Rosa chinensis, 841 nucleotides long. Its product is annotated as mediator of RNA polymerase II transcription subunit 21. The record is from RefSeq and is a predicted model, not a curated record. Gene Ontology annotation, cellular component: mediator complex. The transcript is spliced from 5 exons. Lineage: Eukaryota; Viridiplantae; Streptophyta; Magnoliopsida; Rosales; Rosaceae. Gene Ontology annotation, molecular function: transcription coregulator activity. The coding region runs from base 160 to 573 and encodes 137 amino acids. Gene Ontology annotation, biological process: regulation of transcription by RNA polymerase II.